Molecule: messenger RNA, 1317 nt
Organism: Pteropus alecto (black flying fox)
Lineage: Eukaryota; Metazoa; Chordata; Mammalia; Chiroptera; Pteropodidae
Gene: ADRA2B
Product: adrenoceptor alpha 2B
Exons: 1
Coding region: 1-1317 (438 amino acids)
Biological process (GO): regulation of vasoconstriction; adenylate cyclase-activating adrenergic receptor signaling pathway; platelet activation
Cellular component (GO): membrane
Molecular function (GO): alpha2-adrenergic receptor activity
Source: RefSeq, a predicted model, not a curated record
AUGGACCACCAGGAGCCCUACUCCGUGCAGGCCACCGCGGCCAUCGCUGCGGUCAUCACCUUCCUCAUCCUCUUCACCAUCUUCGGCAACGCGCUUGUCAUCCUGGCCGUGUUGACAAGCCGCUCGCUACGCGCCCCGCAGAACCUGUUCCUGGUGUCGUUGGCCGCCGCCGACAUCCUGGUGGCCACGCUCAUCAUCCCUUUCUCGCUGGCCAACGAGCUGCUGGGCUACUGGUAUUUCCGGCGCACGUGGUGCGAGGUGUACCUGGCGCUCGACGUGCUCUUCUGUACCUCGUCUAUCGUGCACCUGUGUGCCAUCAGCCUGGACCGCUACUGGGCGGUGAGUCGCGCACUGGAGUACAACUCCAAGCGCACCCCACGUCGCAUCAAGUGCAUCAUCCUCACCGUGUGGCUCAUUGCGGCUGUCAUCUCGCUGCCACCCCUCGUCUAUAAGGGAGACCAGGGCCCCCAGCCCCGCGGACGCCCGCAAUGCAAGCUCAACCAAGAGGCCUGGUACAUCCUGGCCUCCAGCAUUGGGUCCUUCUUUGCGCCCUGCCUCAUCAUGAUCCUAGUCUACCUGCGCAUCUACCUGAUCGCCAAGCGUAGCCACCGCAGAGGUCCCAGGGCCAAGGGGGGCCUCAGGGACAAUGAGUCUAAGCAGCCUCACAGGGUCCCUGGGGGACCAUCAACCCUGGCCUCUUGUUUGGCUGCCUCUGGAGAGGCCAGCAGACACUCCAAGCCCACUGGGGAGAAGGAGCAGGGGGAGACGGAAGAUCCUGGGAGCCCCGCCCUGCCACCCAGCUGGCCUGCCCUUCCCCAUGCAGGCCAGAGUCCGAAGGAAGCAGUUUGUGGGGUGUCUCUGGAGGAGGAGGUUGGGGAGGAGGAGGAUGAGUGUGAGCCUCAGGCCCUGCCAGCGUCCCCUGCCUCAGCCUGCAGCCCACCCCUGCAGCAGCCACAGGGCUCCAGGGUGCUGGCCACCCUGCGUGGCCAGGUGCUCCUGGGCAGGGGCAUGGGCACUGCAGGUGGGCAGUGGUGGCGUCGGCGGGCUCAGCUGACCCGGGAGAAGCGGUUUACCUUUGUGUUGGCAGUGGUCAUUGGCGUCUUUGUUCUCUGCUGGUUCCCUUUCUUCUUCAGCUACAGCCUCGGUGCCAUCUGCCCGCAGCACUGCAAGGUGCCCCAUGGCCUUUUCCAGUUCUUCUUCUGGAUUGGUUAUUGCAACAGCUCGCUGAACCCCGUCAUCUACACCAUCUUCAACCAGGACUUCCGCCGUGCAUUCCGAAGGAUCCUUUGCCGCCAGUGGACCCAGACGGCCUGGUGA